AUGGGAAAUUGCAAUAAAAAAGGCAAGCCAUCCAGACCAUCUGUAAGAGAUCCCAUAAAUAUUAGAGGCGAUAAAGAAAACAAAGUUUCAUAUGCUAAGGUCGUUUUAAUCGGAAAUUCAGGAGUCGGGAAGACAUCAAUAGCUUAGAGAUUUAUUGAAGGCAAAUUCGAUGAAAAUAAUAAGAAUACUGUUGGAGCGUCUUACUUCCAGAAAAAUAUUUCCUUCAAGGACGGAAGUUCAUUGUGUCUCUAUAUAUGGGACACAGCAGGAGGUGAAAAGUUCUAAGCAUUGGCACCUCUCUAUUACAGAGUAAAAUCCAAAUAUAUAAUUAACAUUUUUUAGAACGCUCAUGCAGCUGUUGUUUGUUACUCAGUUACUGACGAUGAUAGUCUUAAGUAGAUUGAUACCUGGUUGAAUAAACUUGACGAGCAUGGAAAUAUAGCAAAAAUGAUUAAGGUUGUGGUUGGGAACAAGAGUGAUGUUGACAAAAGCGAGAGAAGAGUUGACUUAAAAGAAGGAAAAUUAUUCGCUUAGCAAAGAGACUUACCAUUUUUUGAAACAUCUGCCCUCCUGAAUGACGGAAGCAUUGAUGAAUUAUUUCAAAAACUGGCAUCGCAAAUCAAGCAGAGCUUUACCAAGGAAGAGCUACAUGCUACGGUCUGA
Molecule: messenger RNA, 663 nt
Organism: Stylonychia lemnae
Lineage: Eukaryota; Ciliophora; Spirotrichea; Sporadotrichida; Oxytrichidae
Source: the annotation of a GenBank genome assembly